Molecule: messenger RNA, 993 nt
Organism: Corylus avellana
Lineage: Eukaryota; Viridiplantae; Streptophyta; Magnoliopsida; Fagales; Betulaceae
Source: RefSeq, a predicted model, not a curated record
AUGGCGAACCAAGUAGUUGAGGCCAUCACAAAGAAGCUAGAUCAAGUUCUGUUGACUGCCGGUUUAGCUCCUAAUGCUGCUCACACACACACUGAGCCAUGUUCUUUCUGUUCCAGUCCUAUGCAUCAUAUAAAUAACUGCCCUAUUACUGGAAAUUACACUGAUAUUGCAAAUGAGCAGCAAGUUCAAGCCAUCACCACCUUGAGAAGCGGCAGAAUAGUUGACAAUCAUGUGGAGGAGAAAAAGGAUGAGCACACGGAGGUUGCACAGAACCUGCAGAAUGAUAAUAGCAAGCAAGCAAGCAAUGAGGUUUCGUCAUCAGCGGCAUCCACUCCAGAGAUCCCAUAUGAGCCACGGGCCCCCUUCCCGGAACAUGCCAUUUCACAAGUCCCCGCCUAUGCCAAAUUCCUUAAAGACUUGUGUACUCAAAAGAGGAAGACCAGAAAUACCAUCCCCAAGAAAGUCCUUCUGACUGAGCAAGUAAGUUCCCUGAUUAAGCACAACACUCCUCCAAAGUUCAAGGACCCCGGGGCUCCUACAAUUUCCUGCAUCAUCGAAAAAAGCGAGAUUGAUCGAGCACUCUUAGAUCUGGGAGUUGGUGUGAAUUUACUUCCCUAUUCAGUAUAUCAGCAGCUUGGCCUAGGUGAGCUGAAACCCACCACCGUGAUUUUGCAACUAGCUGAUCGCAUUGAAGGAUAUGUAGAAGAUUCACUACCCAGUCUCCUGACGAAGGUUCCAGUGGAAGCAUGCCUGAACUACUUUGACUUUGAAGAAUUCAACACCGACCAGUACAUUCAAGAGGUCUAUGAUUUGCUCGAAACAGCUGCAAGUGCAGAUUUCCAUCCUUGGAAAGUAGUAAAGGAGCCCCUACCUGCGACUGCCAGCACUCCUCCUGUUCCAUCUCUGCUGUCUCCACCAAAGCUUGAGUUGAAGCCCCUGCCAGCAAAGCUCAAGUAUGCAUUCCUGGGGUCUAACAACACCUUGCCGAUUUAA